Perognathus longimembris pacificus (Pacific pocket mouse) is the source of this 954-nucleotide messenger RNA. Its product is annotated as olfactory receptor 1B1. Gene Ontology annotation, cellular component: membrane. The transcript has a single exon. Bases 1 to 954 code for a protein of 317 amino acids. Gene Ontology annotation, molecular function: olfactory receptor activity; G protein-coupled receptor activity. Lineage: Eukaryota; Metazoa; Chordata; Mammalia; Rodentia; Heteromyidae. The record is from RefSeq and is a predicted model, not a curated record. Gene Ontology annotation, biological process: G protein-coupled receptor signaling pathway.
AUGAGCUGUGCCCCUAAUGCUUCCCAUUCUCCAGUCUUCUUGCUCCUUGGGUUCUUGAAGGCUGAUGUCCCCCACAGCCUCCUUUUUCUCCUGUUCCUGGCUAUUUACCUAACUACCAUCCUGGGGAAUGUGACUCUGGUGUUUCUCAUCUCCUGGGACCCCAGGCUCCACUCACCUAUGUAUUACCUGCUCCGCGGGCUUUCUGUGAUAGACCUGGGACUCUCCACAGUCAUCCUGCCCCAGCUGUUGGUCCAUCUGGCAUCCGAUUCCCCAGCUGUUCCUGCUGCCCGCUGCUUGGCUCAGUUCUUCUUCUUCUAUGUGUUUGGAGUUACAGACACACUUAUCAUUGCUGUCAUGGCUCUGGACCGCUACGUGGCCAUCUGUGACCCUCUACACUAUGCUUUGGUGAUGAAUCGCCAACUCUGUGCCCGCCUACUGGCCUUGAGCUGGGCUGUGUCCAUAAUGCACACCAUGCUGCACGUGGGUCUCCUCCUGCCCUUGUGUUGGUCUGGGGACGCUGGGGGACAUGUUCACCUUCCCCAUUUCUUCUGUGAUCACCGGCCACUUCUGAGAGCCUCAUACUCUGAUACACAUUCCAAUGAGCUGGCCAUAUUCUUUGAGGGCGGAUUCCUCAUGCUGGGCCCCUGUGCCCUCAUUAUACUUUCUUAUGCCCAAAUUGGAGUUACCAUCUUACGUUUGCCUUCAGCUUCUGGUCGCCGUCGAGCCAUCUCCACUUGUGGGUCCCAUCUCACCAUGGUUGGCUUCCUCUAUGGCACCAUCAUCUGGGUCUACUUCCAACCUCCCUCUCAGAAGUCCCAGAAGCAGGACAUGGUGGCUUCGGUCAUGUACACUGCCAUUACACCAUUGGCCAACCCAUUUGUGUAUAGUCUCCGAAACAAGGAUGUUAAGAGUGCACUCCGCAGGCUGCUUAUAAAGGGGAGAGUGGACUCCUGA